This is a messenger RNA of Chaetomium fimeti, 587 nucleotides long. Its product is annotated as LYR family protein. Gene Ontology annotation, cellular component: mitochondrion. Bases 254 to 517 code for a protein of 87 amino acids. The transcript has 4 exons. The record is from RefSeq and is a predicted model, not a curated record. Lineage: Eukaryota; Fungi; Ascomycota; Sordariomycetes; Sordariales; Chaetomiaceae. Gene Ontology annotation, biological process: respiratory electron transport chain.
UGUACAUACAUGAAGUGAAACCAUAUGCUCCGAGGAUGGCCAGCGAGCGGUGCGAAUCCACACCGUUCCCGUGUUCUUUGCCAAGACUCGAGCAUGUCGUCACUCGUCAACGGCAGCAUUUCCCAAAGCAGCGACUCAACACCAAAUGUCGCGAUCCGCCCAUGCUUUGGACCUGCACCCAAGAUAUCCAGCUCGGGCCGCCACAGUUUCAAGCCAUGAAUGAGACAUAGCGACGAAAACACCAUUUACCACAAUGCCUCUGGCCCCAAAUCCCGAGCUAAGACGGCAGGUCAUUGCCAUCUACAAACAACUCCUCUACCUCGGCCGGGACUAUCCCCAGGGUUAUGACUUCUUCCGCCCGCGGCUGCACCGGGCCUUCAUGGCCAAGGCGAACCUCACGGACGAAAAGGCGAUCCGGGAGGGCAUCGCAAGGGCCGACUUUGUAAGAAAAGAAAUUGAAGCGUUGUACUACCUCAAACGAUACCGGACACUGCGAAAGAGAUAUGACGGAGCAUAGAAGGGCGCCACGGUCGGACUGUAAAUAAAUAGCAAGCGAAUACAAGCGGUAGUAUAACAUUCACAGAUCA